This is a messenger RNA of Penicillium daleae, 4422 nucleotides long. RefSeq lists its product as uncharacterized. Gene Ontology annotation, cellular component: membrane. The record is from RefSeq and is a predicted model, not a curated record. Gene Ontology annotation, molecular function: ATP binding; ATP hydrolysis activity; ABC-type transporter activity. NCBI's taxonomy places the organism in Eukaryota, Fungi, Ascomycota, Eurotiomycetes, Eurotiales, Aspergillaceae. Gene Ontology annotation, biological process: transmembrane transport. The transcript is spliced from 6 exons. The coding region runs from base 1 to 4422 and encodes 1473 amino acids.
AUGCCGCUCGUAGCCGCCGACACCUUGGAGGAUGACGACCGUUCUGCGCAGGUGAUGGGGAGCCGGAUAUUCGAUGAUCGUCUAUCAUCGUACAAGGAUGGUUCUGAUAGCAGCAGGGGACAAUCUUCUAUAACAGGGGUAGCUGGAGUCGAAGUUGCCCACUCGAGGGAUGGCAUUGAGGACCCAACGCGGAGGGCAAGCCGGGUCCAAGAACUCGCUCGCGCUUUCACUUCAGAGUCACGUAACAACCAGGAAGGAAGCUUGUUCAUGGCUGAGGACGAUCUCAACUCCUGCUUGAAUCCUAAUGGCCCUAACUUUAAUUCUCGUGCAUGGGCCCUCGCUAUGGUGGACAAAAUUGCAUCCAGUGGCGGCUCCUUCAGGACCAGUGGUGUUUGCUUCCAGGAUAUGCGGGUUUCCGGCUACAGCACUGGCACACGGCAUCAGAAUAACGUUGCGAAUCUGUGGCUCGAGGCCGUAGGACUUGUUCGCAAGACGCUUGGCCACAGGAAGAACCGUACUGCAAUUCUGCACCAAUUCGACGGCGUCGUGCAAAAAGGAGAAAUGCUAGUGGUUUUGGGGCCUCUCGGUUCUGGUUGCAGUACCUUCCUCAAAACCUUGUCUGGGGAGACAAAUGGCCUCUUUGUCGACGAUCAGUCGUAUUUUAACUAUAAAGGUAUAACCGCUCGGGAAAUGCACAGCCAGCACCGUGGUGAUACCAUUUACACCGCUGAGGUUGACGUUCAUUUUCCUAUGCUCUCUGUUGGAGAAACUCUGACCUUUGCUUCUCGCGCCCGCGCGCCACGGCAUUUACCUUCCGGUGUCACUCACUCUAUGUUCUCCGAUCAUCUAAGAGAUGUGGUGAUGGCAAUGUUUGGUAUCCACCAUACUAAGAACACGCGCGUUGGCAACGAGUACAUUCGUGGCAUUUCAGGCGGAGAGAGGAAGCGUGUGACGAUCUCUGAGGCUGCUCUUUCUGGCGCCCCAUUUCAAUGCUGGGAUAAUUCGACACGAGGAUUGGAUAGCGCGAAUGCUAUUGAAUUCUGCAAGACGCUGAAGCUGCAGACCGAAAUCUUUCAAACUGCCUGUGCAGUCUCCAUUUACCAAGCGCCGCAAAGCGCUUACGAUCUCUUUGACAAAGCCUUGGUCCUUUACGAAGGUCGACAAAUCUUCUUCGGGCGGGCGGACCAAGCUCGCCAGUAUUUUAUAAAUAUGGGCUUUGAGUGUCCAGAACGUCAAACGACCCCCGACUUUUUAACUUCAAUGACCAGUCCACAGGAACGUCUCGUCCGUGCUGGAUUUGAAAACAAGGUCCCCAGGACUCCAGAUGAAUUUGCUGCAUUCUGGCGCAACAGUGAGGCUUUCCAGUUGUUGAAGGCCGAGAUUGAGACAUACAAGGUCGACCACCCGAUUGAUGGGCCUGAUGCUCAGAGAUUCCGUGACCUGAAACGAGAGCAUCAAGCAAGUGGACAGCGGUCAAAAUCCCCGUAUACUUUAUCCUACAGGCAACAGGUUGGCCUAUGCUUAUGGCGAGCAUAUCGACGCUUUGUUGGCGAUCCCUCUGUCACAGUUGGUCAGCUGGGUGCGAACAUUGUCAUGGGGUUAAUUGUCUCCUCUAUAUACUACAACUUGAAACUUACCACAGAAAGCUUCUUUCAGCGUUCUGCACUGCUGUUCUUUGCAGUCCUGAUGAAUGCUUUUAGCUCUGCUUUAGAAAUCCUGACACUUUAUGCUCAGCGCGGAAUUGUUGAGAAGCAAGAUCGAUAUGCUUUCUAUCACCCUUCCGCGGAAGCUGUUGCAUCAGCUUUGAUGGAUAUGCCUUAUAAGGUUACAAACACCAUCAUCUUCAAUGUUAUCAUUUAUUUUAUGAGCAAUCUUCGCCGUGAGCCUGGCGCAUUCUUCUUCUACCUGCUCACGUCUUUCCUUGCUGUAUUAGCAAUGUCUGGUAUUUUCCGUACGAUUGCUUCUGCCUCCCGAACCUUAUCACAGGCCAUGGUACCAGCCGCCGUUCUCAUCCUAGCCCUCGUCAUGUUCACUGGGUUCGUCAUUCCCAUCAACUAUAUGCUGGGCUGGUCUAGGUGGAUUAACUACGUUGACCCGAUGGCAUACAUUUUCGAAUCCCUCAUGAUUAACGAGUUUGCGGGUCGUCAAUACCUCUGCACAUCAUUUAUCCCCAGCAAUACUGUUUCAGGAUAUGAAGCCAUCAGCAACGAUAAUCGUAUAUGCUCGGCAGUUGGUUCUGUUGCAGGAAGCGAGUAUGUCCAAGGAACAGACUACAUCAAGGCAUCCUUUCAGUAUGACCCUAGCCAUAAAUGGCGGAACAUUGGGAUUGUAAUUGGGUUUAUCAUAUUCUUCCACGCUCUGUAUAUGAUGUUCACUGAGCUUGUCACAGCCAGGAAAUCGGAAGGUGAAGUCCUCGUCUUCCGUCGAGGUCAUCAACCUUCACAGUUGAAGGAGACUAAAGGGGAUGUCGAGAUGGAAAUGACUUCUCCUUCAGCUCUCAUCGCUGUAGCCGAACAGACUGACGGAAGUAUGUCUGAUCAGGAGUCUGGUGGCAUUCAACAAACAAGAAGCGUCUUCCAUUGGAGCAAUGUCUGUUAUGACGUCAAUAUCAAAGGAACAACUCGCCGCAUCUUGGAUCAUGUCGACGGCUGGGUAAAGCCAGGAACUCUCACGGCAUUAAUGGGUGUAUCGGGCGCUGGCAAAACAACCCUUCUUGACUGCUUGGCCGAUAGAGUGUCAACGGGAGUUAUCACAGGUGAUAUGCUAGUUGACGGUCAUCCCCGCACUGCAUCAUUCCAGCGAAAAACUGGUUAUGUACAGCAGCAAGACCUACAUCUGGAAACCACAACGGUUCGAGAAGCUCUUAAUUUCAGUGCACUCUUACGUCAGCCAGCACAUGCUUCUCGGGAAGAAAAGCUUGCCUAUGUGGAUGAAGUGAUCAAGCUCCUGGGUAUGGAAGAGUACGCUGAUGCUGUUGUUGGUAUUCCGGGGGAAGGUCUCAAUGUCGAACAGCGCAAGAGACUGACCAUUGGUGUUGAGCUUGCAGCUAAGCCCCCAUUGCUGGUCUUUGUUGAUGAGCCUACAUCCGGCCUCGACAGCCAGACUUCCUGGGCUAUUCUUGAUCUGCUCCAAAAGCUCACACAAAGUGGACAGGCCAUCCUCUGUACCAUCCAUCAGCCUUCAUCUAUGCUCUUUCAGCGCUUCGACCGGCUGCUGUUGCUGGCCAGUGGUGGAAGAACUGUUUACUUUGGUGACAUUGGCAAGAACUCUAAGCACAUGAUAUCAUACUUUGAACGGAUGGGCGCACCUCCUUGCCCGCCCGGCGCCAACCCCGCAGAAUGGAUGCUGGAAGCAAUUGGAGCCGUUCCUGGCUCAGCCAGUAAGAUUGACUGGCAUGCGGCCUGGCGUGAGAGUUCAGAAUUUCAGGCCGUCCAAAAUGAGCUCCAACAGUUGCAAACCAACAGAAGAGGCGCUCAGGAUCCAGUUGAAACCCAUGAAAGUUUAACUGAAUUUGCGGCUCCAUUCGGCUUGCAACUUUCAGAGGUCACCCAUCGGGUUUUCCAACAAUACUGGCGUACUCCCUCUUACAUAUACUCGAAGGCCUCCCUCGUCACUUUGGUAUCUGCCUUCAUAGGGUUCUCAUUUUUCAAGGCCCCUAAUACCGUCCAAGGGCAUCAAAAUCAGAUGUUUGCUAUUUUCAAUCUCCUUACAAUAUUCGGCCAACUUGUGCAACAGACAAUGCCAUAUUUCGUCAUCCAAAGGUCGCUCUAUGAGGUCCGUGAGCGUCCCUCUAAGGUUUAUUCCUGGAAGGCUUUCAUGUUUUCUCAAAUACUCGUGGAAAUUCCCUGGAAUACAUUGAUGGCAGUGAUCAUGUUCGUUUGCUUCUACUACCCAAUCGGGCUCAACCAAAAUGCCGAACCAGCUCAUCAGACCACGGAGCGAGGUGGACUGUUCUUCCUCUUCCUUUGGGCAUUCAUGAUGUUUACUUGCACAUUCACCGACUUUAUCAUCGCUGGCCUCGAAACCGCAGAGGCUGGUGGCAAUGUGGCCAACUUACUGUUCAUGCUUUGUCUGAUCUUUUGUGGCGUCCUAGCUAGCCCGAGCACUUUCCCGCACUUCUGGAUCUUCAUGUACCGCGUGUCACCAUUCACGUAUAUGGUCCAAGGGAUGAUGACGACCGCGGUCGCGAAUACGGAUGUUGUUUGUGCCUCUAAUGAGCUACUGCAUUUUGCACCACCUACAGGACAGACUUACGGCCAGUAUAUGCAAGACUAUAUCAAUGCUGCAGGCGGAUAUUUGCAGGACUAUGAUGCGCGAGAUGAAUGCACAUACUGCACUAUUGGACAGACCAAUCUCUACCUGAAGAGUGUUAAUGCUUUCUAUGAUCAACGGUGGAGAAACUUUGGUAUCUUCAUCGUUUAA